Helianthus annuus (common sunflower) is the source of this 666-nucleotide messenger RNA. RefSeq lists its product as uncharacterized. The coding region runs from base 1 to 666 and encodes 221 amino acids. The transcript has 2 exons. Lineage: Eukaryota; Viridiplantae; Streptophyta; Magnoliopsida; Asterales; Asteraceae. The record is from RefSeq and is a predicted model, not a curated record.
AUGGAUUCCCCCACUUCCUCGUCGUCCGUUGCAAAUUUGUAUUACAAAGAGUUUUUAGCGGAUGAGGGUGACUUGACCGAUGAGGAGGUCGAGCAAGAGGCGGUUACAAGUAUUAUAAAUUUGUACGGUGCGCGUUACCAGAGAAAGCCCACAUGGUACGACAUUCAACAAAUUUACGAGGUCCAUUCUAAUCUCCAUGAUUUACCGGGCAUGAUCGGGAGCUUGGAUUGUAGUCACUGGCAGUGGUAUAAUUGUCCGAACGCAUGGCGAGGUCAACACACACGAGGUGACCAAGAUGGACCAUCUGUUAUUCUUCAAGCGGUUACCUCACAGGACCUUUGGGUUUGGUCGAUUUACUUUGGUAUGGCAGGGUCAUGCAAUGAUAUAAACAUUUUCGAAAAAUCUCCAUUGGUAGAGGACUAUAUUUCUGGUAGAGCUGCAAAAGCAUCUUUUUAUGCAAACGGAAACUACUACCCGCAGGGAUACUAUUUGUGCAAUGCAAUUUAUCCUAGGUAUUCGAUUGUCAUGAAGAUGUUUAGGGACUCGUACGAUGAAAAAAGAGCUUACUUUAAAAAAGUUCAAGAGUAUUUGCGGAAGGACAUUGAGAGAUGCUUUGGGGUUCUUCAACAACGGUGGCAUUAUUUGAGAAAUCCUUAUCGUGCAUAG